UCAAGAAGAAAGACACGUUAGCGGUGGUAAGAUGGCAAGCUAUUUGACGGAUCGAAUUUUAGAAUAUCUGGAUACACAUGGCGAAACGAAUUCGUUAUAUUUGGCAGAUAUACUUCAAGAGGAUCAUCAAAAGAUCGUAGGCGCGAUCAAAAGUCUCGAGACGAUCCAUGACUUGAUCACAGUAAAACCAAGUUCCCAAAAAAAAUGGGAAAUUACCGAUGAAGGAAAAUACGUAAUAGAACAUGGCAGUCACGAAGCGGCUGUUUAUAAUGCUAUCCCUGAUGAAGGGAUAUCUCAGGCCAAACUUAUCAAAUCUAGCCCUUAUGCUAAAGUAGGUUUUUCUAAGGCAAUGGUUAUAGGGUGGAUCGGGCUUGAUAAAAGUGGAAACAUUCCUACUGUACGAAAGAAAGUACCGUCCAUUAUAGAUAGCCUUCAGAUACAUUUGAAGAAUCUCACAAAUGUCCCGGAAAAUCUUAAAGCAGAAUAUAAGAAGAGAAAGUUAUUGCAAGAGGUGAUGAUAAAAAUUAUGCAUCUUGAAAAGGGACCAAAUUUUUCUACAAAGAUAGAAAAGUUAGAAACAGACUUGACAUCAAAUUUAUUGGUAAAUGGUGCUUGGAAAGAUAAAAAAUUUAAACCAUACAAUUUUGACGCUCUAGGUGCAUCACUUCAAAUAGGACAUUUACAUCCAUUGUUAAAAGUUCGUCAUGAAUUCAGGAAAAUCUUCUUGGAAAUGGGAUUUACUGAAAUGCCAUCAAAUAAUUACAUAGAAAGUUCUUUUUGGAAUUUUGACGCUCUUUUCCAGCCGCAGCAACAUCCUGCUCGUGAUGCUCAUGAUACUUUUUUCAUCUCUGAACCUUGUCUUAGCACAAAGUUCCCUAUGGAAUAUUUGGAAAGAGUGAGGACUGUUCACAGUAAAGGAGCAUAUGGAUCUCAAGGUUAUAGAUAUGAUUGGAAGUUGGAAGAGGCACAAAAAAAUUUGCUGCGCACUCAUACAACAUCCAAUAGUGCACGAAUGUUAUAUAAACUUAUGGAGAAAGGAGAUUUUAAGCCGAUCAAGUACUUCAGUAUUGAUAGAGUAUUUCGCAAUGAAACUUUAGAUGCGACACAUCUUGCUGAAUUUCAUCAAGUUGAAGGUGUCGUUGCCGAUUACAAUCUUACACUGGGUAAUCUUAUUGGCAUAUUAUAUGAAUUCUUUAGUAAACUUGGUAUUACUCAACUUCGAUUCAAACCUGCAUAUAAUCCGUACACUGAGCCGAGUAUGGAAAUAUUCUGUUUUCAUAAUGGAUUAGAGAAAUGGAUAGAAAUUGGUAAUAGCGGUAUGUUUAGACCUGAAAUGUUAUUGCCAAUGAAUCUACCUCCUGAUGUAAAUAUCAUUGCAUGGGGUUUGUCAUUAGAAAGGCCAACAAUGAUUAAAUAUGGUUUAAACAAUAUACGCGAUCUUGUUGGACCAAAAGUGGACAUGGAAAUGGUUCAUAACAAUCCAUUAUGUCGAUUAGAGAAAACUAGCCGAAUGAUAUGUUCACGAUGGAGAAUACAGCAAGAAGAAAAGCCGGUAAAAACACAGUCAAAUCAAGAACCAAAAAUCAAGCAGGUGGCAAAGUUGUCAAAAAAGCCCAAGUUUUUUAAACAGGAACUUGUUAUCUUUUGCGAUCCAAAACAUCCAAUUUAUUUUAUUGAACCAUUUUUGCAAUUCAUAUCACCGUACUUUCAUGUUUCUAUGUCAACAUACAUUCACUCUACAGUGGCAAACUUACCUGAUGAGCUUGCUAGCUUUGGUUUGCUUCAUUUCAGCAAAAACACAAAUGUGGAUCUAUCUUUAACUAUAAUUUGGAAAACUAUUGGACUCGAUCCCAUUAUGGUGUUGCCAAGAAUGCAUAAAAUUUUGGGAAUGGUAAAUAUAGCACGGUAUUUAAAUCGUUUAAUUGAACAGGUUGACACGAAUAUAUUAAAAUAUGAAACAAAUGGCUUACUUUAUGCAAGUAAGAUAGAUCUUUAUUUAGAUAAAAUACAUUGUGUUUUACAUGACACGGACAGUAGAUCACUGAAAUUAUGUAAAAAAUUACAUUAUAUAAUGGGAAAAGAUAUCUCGAUAAUCGAUUUUAUUCUUAAGUAUAUUGAUAGAUAUGGGAUAAAAAAGAAAAGUUAAUUAAUUAAAUCUUAUUUAUUUUGUGAAUAAAAAUAAAGUACGGCAAAGCUAAAAAAGAGACAUUUAUUUAAGUAUAUAUAUGUCUUAUUGAAAUAAAAUAAAAUAGUAAUAUUUUUUUAAUAAAACUAAAAAUAAACGUAAGUGCUUAUAUGUAUCUUCGCGGAUGUUGAUGCAUAAAUUAUAUUCGCGAAAUAUACAAUUCACAA
Messenger RNA from Atta colombica, 2352 nucleotides. It is a transcript of the gene alpha-PheRS, whose product is annotated as phenylalanine--tRNA ligase alpha subunit. Gene Ontology annotation, cellular component: cytosol; phenylalanine-tRNA ligase complex; cytoplasm. The transcript is spliced from 8 exons. Bases 32 to 2146 code for a protein of 704 amino acids. The record is from RefSeq and is a predicted model, not a curated record. Gene Ontology annotation, biological process: phenylalanyl-tRNA aminoacylation. NCBI's taxonomy places the organism in Eukaryota, Metazoa, Arthropoda, Insecta, Hymenoptera, Formicidae. Gene Ontology annotation, molecular function: tRNA binding; ATP binding; phenylalanine-tRNA ligase activity.